This is a messenger RNA of Ceutorhynchus assimilis (cabbage seed weevil), 1920 nucleotides long. The record is from the annotation of a GenBank genome assembly. Lineage: Eukaryota; Metazoa; Arthropoda; Insecta; Coleoptera; Curculionidae.
AUGCCCGAGGAAGAUUUGAAGCUAUACAUUCCCCUUUAUGGAGACCGAAUAGCUGUCAAACAGUUUUGUAAUAACAGAACAAAGCCAAGCCGAAAAUUGGAACUUUUGAAAAAAUUGCAAGAUAAAAUCAAGAAAAAAUCAAAAAAUUGUAAUGGUUCAAGUUCCAGCCACGAAGAAGACGAAGAACCAGAAAAGAAAAGAAAAUACGGUAACGAGAAAUCUAGUCGCCAGGUAGAAAUAGGUUGGAUGUGUAGCUUAGAUGGUGACAAAUAUAAACAAGUGCGAACUAGGACUGGCGGAGGUACACGAAAAUUCCGUGCCUUGAAGACCAUGAAAAAAAGUGCCCUCAUUCAGAAAGGAAUCGAACUUUUUUUUCCGGGAAAUAUUUCCAAAAUGGGUGAAAUAGAAAAGUUUUCCGUCAAUCUAAUGGAUUUUAAGUUGUCCGUGAUCGAAGAUCACAUAACUGUCGAAGAUAUGUUUCAAAAUGCCAAAUUUUCUAAUUCGAAAGUGAGGAUAUAUUUAGCAACAAAAGAGAAAGUACAAACGGAUACCGGAACAUGUUCAACAGAAACGGAAGAUAGUAGUGAUCAUCUCACUACAUCAUACAUAGAAACUGUUCCAACCAGUAUGCCUUUUUCUGUUCCUGGUAUUCCAUCUUCACUGGAAUUAAAUGAACCACAGCAACAGCAAGAAACUUUAACUGAUGAGACCGAUUAUUCAACCAUUUCGCUUGGUUACCAAAAUGAAUCAAAUUCAAAUGUAGUGAUCGAAUUUGAGAAUGACAUAACUAGAUUUUAUUCCAACUAUAUCCCAACAGAUGUAUUUGAAGAUGAGACUGUAUCAAUAACACAGGAUCAAGAAAUAACGGAAACUUUUACACCAAAUGUGACUCCGACUACUACCCAGCAGGAAAAUUCAAAUCCCAUCAACUUGGAAUACAAUGUGGUCUUUCUUCGGCGUGGAACAGUUUUUGACGACCUUCUCCAGGUAUUUAUGACGUUGGACAAGGAUGGAUUACCUAUUCAAAUUAGGAUGAUAGGAUAUAAUGGACUAGAAGAGUGUGGCCAAGAUGUAGGGGGCGUGUUUCGAGACGCGUUAUCAGCAUUUUGGUCCAAUUUUAUGGACAGGUGUACAGUGGGCGCGAAUGUAAAAGUCCCAUACAUACGCCAUGAUUUCAAUGCUGAAAAGUGGGAAGCCAUUGCCUUGGUUUUAUAUAUUGGUUAUAAGGAAACUAAUUACUUUCCGAUCGAAAUUGCGAAAGUUUUUAUGGAAAUGGUUAUUUUUGAUCGUAGGUUGAGUGACCUAAAUGAAUCAUUUCUGUCAUAUGUCAGUUCGGAUGACAAAAUUUUGUUAGAAAAAGCUAAGUCAAAUUUUGGUGAUGUCGAUCAAGAUGCUCUUUUAGAUGUUUUGUCAGACUUGGGAUGUAAGAUUGCACCCAAUGAAAGAAAUAUUUCUGAGAUAUUAGAUGAGUUAGCUCACAAAGAACUCAUACAAAAAGGAAUGUUUGUUAUAAAUGCAUGGCAAAAAGUCCUUAAAAACUUCAUUUCUGAGGAAGCUUUUUUAAGCAUUUAUAAGACAAAGCAUAUCAAUUCAAGGAAUGUUUUGUCUCUAUUAUCUGCUCCUAGUGUUGAUCUUGAUGGUGAAAAGAACUCAAUCUUCAACUACCUCAAAAAGUUUAUCAGAGAAAGUACUGUGGUAACAUUAAAACAACUAUUGAGAUUUUGUACCGGAGCUGACGUCAUAGUAGGAAAACAAAUACAAGUAAACUUCAAUCAAAGACAUGGUCUGAAUAUGGUUCCAACAGCCCAUACUUGCUCUUGUAUUCUCGAGUUACCAGUAAAUUACCAUGACUAUCCAGAAUUUCGUUCUGAUUUCAAUUCAGUACUAAAAAGCACUGAUUGGUCUAUCGACAUGAUAUGA